This is a messenger RNA of Centruroides sculpturatus (bark scorpion), 9011 nucleotides long. It is a transcript of the gene lgs, whose product is annotated as protein BCL9 homolog. The coding region runs from base 3693 to 8513 and encodes 1606 amino acids. The transcript has 9 exons. Gene Ontology annotation, biological process: regulation of DNA-templated transcription. NCBI's taxonomy places the organism in Eukaryota, Metazoa, Arthropoda, Arachnida, Scorpiones, Buthidae. The record is from RefSeq and is a predicted model, not a curated record. Gene Ontology annotation, cellular component: RSF complex.
AAAUAGUUUAUUUUGAUUUUGUUGUACUUUUUCUUAUUUAAUUACCUUAGUUUUAUUACUGACUAUUAAUAAUUAUUUAAAAAAAUAAACUUUGCACUCUGAAUAUUACUUUGUUUGAAACUUUUUCUUAGAAUUGAUAAAUCUUUAUGGAACAUUUGUGUCUGAUCUUCAGAUCCUUCAUAAAUUUGAUCACUUCUUAAAAAUUACCAAAACAAUCUAGAUAUUAAAUAAAAAACUGGAGAAUUGCUAAAGUUCUUUGCUGCUUAGACAUGUUUUAAUUCAAAACUUCAGUAUGGAAGAUGGAAUAUUCCAAUGCAAGAAUUGAGUACUAUUUGAUUGUUUCUAAGAACUUGUCUGGAUAUUUGAAUAAAUCUAUGAUGUGAUCCUUAUUCACAUGAUGGUAAACAAGUCAAUUUGAGUACUAAAAACUAGUAUUUUUCUUUGCCUUCAAAAAUUCUAAUCAUAUUACAGUAAUAUAGAAACCACAUUAUUCACUGAUCUGGUUUCUCGAGGAAUUCUAAUUCACUGGUGCCGAGACUUUUUGAUUGCUGGGCCAAAAUUGCAGAUAAGUUAUAGGUAGGCAGGCCGUAAAUAUUUUGUAUAUUCCAUAUAUACAGAAAACAGGCCUAUUUCUAUCAUUUAGAGUUGAUAUGACAAAUAAGUUCCCAGGCUGGAUUUAUGUGUGUUACAAACCAAAUUUGACCCAGGGACUGAAGUUUGGGCACCAUUGCUCUAAUUAAUCAUUAACUUAAUUCUCUAUAAUUAUCAUCAUGUUAAUCAAUUUGUUUUCAAAUUCUUGGUACUAGUUAUUUACUAAUUAUGCCAUACAUGGCAAAUUGACAUUACUAUGUUACUUAUUCUCAUUGUUUUCAUGAAUUACAUUCAUUUUUUGUUCUCAAGCUUGAUUCUCAGAAACUUGUUUGAUCCUUAAAAGUAUUCAAUUCUGUCCCUGAUUAAUUUCAUCAAAGACUAAUAUUUAACAAAGAUCUUGUAUGUCCCUUGUCACAUAAUCUUUAUUCUCUGACAAGGCUCAAAAUUGUUUGCAGAAUACAGUUUUUUAUGCUCUGCAAUGACCAUUAUACCCAGAAGCAAUUUUACUUGUCUACUUAUCUAGGUCGAGUUACAUUCUUCAUACCCAAAAAUUAUUUCAGUUUCCAUGUUGAACAAGUUUCCAGCUUAUAGUAAAAUUUAAUAGAGAAGAAUUUGCUUUAUUUCAAAGAAUUUUUUCUAUUUAGGCAGGUUUCUGUUUUGGUCAGGUUUUAAUGUAGCAUCUUUAUUAUUUAUAAAUAAUAAUAAUGGCAUAAUUAGCAUUACAUAUAAUGCAAUUCAAAUAGGAAGAAAAUUAUCUGUAAAAACUUUAAGAUAUGAAAACUUAUUUAAUUUUUAUUCAUAUGAAUGUGUUUUCUAUCUCGGUAUUUGAGGUGGAACAUUAGUAAAGCCUUUUCUCUGUGGCUUAUAGAAUUGCGUUUAUUCUCAAAAUUUUAUUGGUUGAUUUUGAUAAAACUUUGCCAUUAUACAUAGUGAUGUGGAAUUCAAAAAUGUAAUAAAAAUGAUAAUCCGUGACUUAGUUUCUGAGAUAUAGUGGGGUCAGAGUGACAGUGUCCAUGCUGACAGAUGUGAUUAAUUAAUGUCUAAGGUUACUAGCAUGAGCAAGUGCAAUUUAUUUUAAAUUCUUUUUUAUACCAUCAUUAGCGGCAACUGAUUGUCUUAGAUGCCUUCCCGAAACAAUAUUAUUGACUUGCUAGCACUUCGGCUCAAUUCUUAGUUCAUGUUUGACGAGAAAUAGACUGUUCCUAGUAUUAAUCAAAUAUGGAUUGAUUAUUUAUCAUAAUUAUUACUUGUAUAAUCAAGUUGUAAAAUUAUCAUUGUAUUUUAUUUUAGCUAUACUUUUAAAAAUAAGUCAAUUAUCAAUUGAUAAUUUUAGAGAUAUUUAUACAUAUGUGUAUAUACCUAUUAUAUAAUAAUUACAUAUGAUUUGGUUUAAAACUGUGACCAUGGCUAGUCAUAGACCAUAUUAAUUAAGCACUGUAUCAAACUGACUACUCACAGUGACUGUGCAUGUGAUAUUUUCUAUAUUUUCAAUUAGUUUGUUUGGUUGGAGCAGUGGUUUGUGAUGGAUCAGAAAAAACAUGCCAUCUAUCAAUAUUUAUUACAUAAAUGAAAAAUAGUCAAAUAGUUCACUUGGAAUUCUGGAAAAUAUAGAAGGAAGUUUGAUGGGAGCAUUUUCUUCUUUAUUUAAUAAGAUAAGGCAGCACAAUUCUAAAUUUCUAUAUUGCUUUCAUAAGUCUGUGUCAACAUUUGAUGAAUUAUUGAGUGAGUCAUUUCUGUACAAUCAAUUAUUGAAUUAUUCUUUACUUUAAUCAUGGUAAAUCCAUGCCCUUAAAGUCCUAAUAUAAAGCUCAUGGAAAUUUGGCAAUGUAAUUUUAUUUUUUGUUUACUGCCGUAUUAUGCAAUCUAAUCAAACUGAUAUUUGUGACAAAGAAUGUUUAAACUAAAUGUCACCAAUGAAAAAAAGAAUAAAUAGUAUUUUUAUAGUUUUUUUUUAACUCUUUCCGCCCUGUGGGCAUUAAGAGAAUCUAUUCUAGUAAGCCCAUUAUGGAUUCGGCCAGGCCCACAAUAGGGCAGCCAAGUGUUGAAGGAUGGGGCCCAACAUAUCCAAAUGGACUACCCCUGAAAAAUUCCUGGGAAUUUUUUGACCCAUGCAAAUUCGAUCCCAGGUCCCCUGGACCGGUAGGCUGUGACCUUGACUUCUCAGCUAUCCAGCCUUAGUUUUUAUAGUAUUAAUAUUAGCAUAUAUUAUUUUAAUACCUAGUGUAUUGCUGAUGUUGGUACUUGUCAGCCUUACAAGCCUUACAACUCCAUAAGAAAAAAUGCAGCGGUUUGUCUGAAGCCUGAGAUCUUACUGUUUAAAUGUUGACAUUUUAUUUUGUUCUUUUCAAUGUGAAGUUUGUUUGGCUCAAGUUGGAAAUUUUGUUAUUCAAAUAACCUUCUAAUAAUUUUUAUUAAAUAACCUACAAUAAUAUGCUGUCACAAUUAUAAAUUUCCAAUUAACCGUCUUUUAUGAAGUUUAUUAUUUUUUAUUGAAUUGCUUGAUAAUUUCGUCUAUUUUAAUUUUAUCAUAAAAUUAUUUAAAAAAUCACAAUAAAAGUGCCUAGCUACAUUUUAUGUCAUUUGAUAAGGUAGAAACAUAUACAGUGUAUUAUGAUAAAAUUGGGAAGAAGUACAACAAAUUUAUAAAUAAACUAAUAAUAUUUUUAAUUAAUGCAAAAGUGAAUUAAAUAAUAGUGGAACCCAAAAAAGGAAUCACUUAUACAUUUGGUAACACAAAAAAUAAUUUCAAUUAUGUUAUAAAUUAUACAACAUAGGCAUUAUUCGGUUUUUUGAUCACUUGGUCAACACCAGCUCUUUGAUGCCUGUGCCCAGAUUUGAGACUGUAUCGUGAGAAUUCGCCAAAGAAGACGACGAAGAAAGACUGGGAGUGCGUGUGCUUUACCCUCAAUGAUUGGCAGACGUUUAUCAAACAAUUUCGCAAGACAACCAACAGCCAAGAACGAGAACUCUACACCUAUCUAAAUUAUCAUCUAUUGCCAAUUAUUGAAUGCCAACUUCAGGAGCUGAAUAAUAAAGGAAAGGAGAUAAUUUUAUUUAAUAAUAAUUCCAUCCUUAAACGUGAACAAGAAGAACUUAAAGAGAUGCUCGAGAAAAUUAAUUGUAUAAACUCAAAUAGUAACACGACUGGUGUAGUGGACACAAACAACACAGAUAUAUUGUGUUGCGAGAACAAUCGAAAUGGUUCCAAUAAUAAUAAUAAUAAUAAUAACAACAACAGUAAUAACAAUACAAGUAAUGAAAAAAGUAAUCAAGAAUUUGUUGCAAAAAGUGAAGAUCAAAAACUGAAUGUAAAUUGUUGUGUGAUUGAAAAUACUGAAAAAACUCAAAGUAACAAAAAUACUGGAAGUGCCAUGCUAGAUAUAAAACCUAAUGCAAUGAGCAAUAUGUGUAGUAAUCCAUGUGCAAGUAAUUGUGUCAAUAAUUGUGGUAAUUCACAUGAUAGAUGCAACUGUGGUUCAGUGAAUUGUUCUCAUAUUUCGUCUGAUAAUCCUCCAGACAGAGAAAAUGUACAAGAUGGAAAUAUUCAGCAUGACAAUCCUGGUGAUAAUUCACUUAAUAGCAACAAAGAAAAUGCUCCACCAUCUGUCGGUAGCAGUGGAUUGGGGGAGUUGCCUCCUGUGUCUGCUAUGUCCAACAUGGUUGGGUCAACAGGACCAUCUGGCUCCUCAUCCUCCGUCCAACCGUUGCCAAGCAACAUGCUCAACAAAUCCACUGUUCCAAUGGAGACUCAGUACAUGCAACAACAAAGUCAAAUAUUUGUAUUUUCAACAAGUCUUGCCAAUAGAGCAUCAGAUUCAGUUCUUACAGGACAGUUUCCUUCUAUCAUUGCUUUUCAUUGUUCUCAGCCAGGAACAAAAAGAUUUCUUGAGAAACAUCCAUUGAAAAUCCAGCAGUUUAAUCGACAAAAUCCUGCGCAGUGGUUAAAUAAUCUAGCACAAAUGAAACAAAACAAUAGACAAAUAAAAUCUGGAAAUAUAAAUCAAUUUGGUGGACCCAAUAUGCUUUCGCAUCCAUUUUCUGGCCCUUCUGGUUCUACUUGUCCUGGUCCUUGUACUAUUCACGGUAUGGGAUCGUGUCCUGGAUCUAAUCAGUCGCUUAAUUGGCCAGCUAUGAAUGCACUAGGUCCAUCUGAAACUUGCAACCCGCAGCAGUGGAUGCAGCAAUAUCCUCAGGGAAACAUGAUGAAUAAUCAUCCAAGAUUUCACAAUGCUUUGGGAGUGUCUCCAGGAGAAAACACGCCCAUGAGAUCUAUGGGUCCUCAUUCUCAUCCCAAUGCAAUGGGUUGUAUGCCAUCAUUGGCAUCCAAUCAAGGAAAUCAUUCUUUUCCUAGUGGAAAUCAUUAUCAAGGUUCUCUUGCCAAUCCUGCAUUAAUGUCUAGUGGUAGCUCUCUUACAGGUGUGAAAAUACCUGAUGAAAAUUUAACACCUCAGCAACGGCAACAUCGAGAAGAGCAAUUAGCUAUGAUUCGCAAAAUGCAGCAAUUAUUAUUUCCAGAUCAGCAUCAUGAACAACAACAAUCUCCAUCAAACAUACAUAAUAUGUUAAAUCAGCCUGCUCCGUCUCGUUUUCAAAGUAAUGAGAUGUGUCCACAGUCAGGAAUUGACUUACCAUAUCCUCAUCAUACAUGUUUAAGUGAACAAGAACAUAGACACUUAUGUGGUGAUAAUGGCAUGUUUCCAGCCUCUGGAUUAAUUGCUGGUUCACAACAUCAGAACAUGCCUCCUUCAUCUGUUUCUGCUCAAAUAGAGUGGCAGAAAUUACAACAACAAUAUUAUGAAGACAGAAGAAGAAAACAUUUAAAUACUCAAAAUGCAGUUUUACCAGUUUCAGGUUCACCUUCUUCUCAACCUGCAGUCAACAGUCCAAGUCCAAGUAUAGGAAUGAGUCCUGGUACUAGAUUACCAGGGCCUCCACCACCGCCACCUCCUCCUUAUCAUCAAACGCCGUGCAGUACAUUGUCAAGUCCUCAUCCUGCAUCUCCAAAUCCAAGUUCUUUGUCUCUUUCAUCUCCUCGCAUGACAUCUGGAUUACCGUCUCCUGCAGAGACAUCGCGACAGUUUUCUCAUCCUACACCUCCUGGACCUAGAAUGUCACAAUCAAGCCCGGGGAAUUCGGCUGGCUGUGGUAGCAUACAGACUACACCUCUUAAUUCACCAAAACCUGCAGCUACUUCAUCUGGACCACCUUCUACUGGUAAUUCUGCAAUGGUUAGGACUCCAACAACACCCUCAAAUCCCAACACUACUCCAACAAGUACUCCAUCCAGUAUAUUACCAAGUCCAAGCCCAGGUACUCCAGUUGGCAAUUGUAAUGUUGGAAAUAGAAAACAAUCUGUUAAUUUAACUGAUGGUCAAGACAGUUCUAAUGAUUUUACUCCAAUAUCUCAACCUUCUUCAACGUCUAGUAGCAAUACAGGCGAUGGGAUGUUUGGUCGUCACAUCUCUUGCAAUCAGACAUCGAAUGGCCAGAAACCUCUGACUGACUGUUCAAAUACUCAAGGAAAUUUACCGCACAAAGAACCAAGUUUAAUGCCGGUGCCAUCUCCUCAGCAAAUUCAAUAUUUAAAUGCAUUUGAUGGACAAGAAUUAACCAUUCAAAAGCAGCCUAAUACUAGCCUCAGGGAUUUAGAUUUGGUAUCUCCAAACGUAAUUACAAGUAAUACCAUAGAUAUGAGUCCAUCAUCUCAUCCUCAACCGUUUCCUACACCAGACAGUUCUCAAGGUUCUUUCUCCAAUUUUAAUGGUCCAUUUUCAUCAAAUAUGGAUACUACUCAGGAAAAUCUUCCCACGCACUUCAAUAGCUCAGGACAAGGAAAUAUAGAAGGAGGACCUCGGCGAUUUUCUUUGCCAAGUCCACAAAUGAAUACUGCAAUUGAAAAUGGUCACCGUUUAGUUGGAUCAAAUUCACAACCUCAACAGCUAGAAGGUCCAGUUCAAAGAUUUUCUGGAUCUCAAAAUCAAAACUUUAAUGGUUUAUCUAGAAUGCUUGGAUCAAAUCAAAUGCAUCCAUCUGUAAUGGAUAAUCCAUCUCAAAGAUUUGUUGGUUCAGUUAAUCAUGGUCCAAGGUGUGGUUCUUUGCAAUUACCUGCUACGGCAAUGGAUAAUCCAAUGAGAUUUCCUGGCAAUACACCAACAAUGGAACCUAUUCAAAGGUUUCGUGGUCCAAGUCCUCACGGUUCAAACCUAGAAAUGAUAAAUCCAAGAAUUCCUACACCACAUAUAGGAGGCAAUAACAACAUGCCAACUCAUCAACAGUUUGGAGCUGUUAUGCCAUGUGGUGAACCUGGACAUGGAAUGCCUUGCGGACCUGGUCAACCCAUGAUGCCUUCAGGUGCAUGUUUUGGUCCAGAAACUGGCCACUCUCAUUUGCAGAGUUUGCAGAAAAUGGCUCCUCCAUUUGAUAUAACUCCUGCAAAUAAAAUUUCUACAGAUGUAAUAGGGCCAGGUCCAGGUGGUAAUGGACAAUCAUAUAAUAGUGGGACUAUUGCAUCUGGACUUCAUCAACAAGCAAAUAAUUCCCAGCGAUUAACACAUUUUGAUCCUAUUGCAUCAAUGGCUGCAAUGAGUGAGAAUUCUGGCCCUCUGGUGACUACGGCAAGUAAUGUUCAUCCCUCACAAAAUAUGAUGACAACAUCAAUGAAUUUGUCAAAUAUGCAAGUGACAAAUGCUACUGCUAACAAUCAGCCAAAUAUGGUAAAUUUUCAUACAAAUAUGCAAUCUAUGCAGGGGAUACAUCAACAAGAAGGACAACCUUCAUAUAACAUUGCCAAUCAGAUGGCUCACAAUAUGGGUACAGGUCCACAGACUGUUAAUAACACAUAUGUAAAUGCUACAAUGUCCAUUCAACAAUUGAAUAUUCAAAAUGUUACAACAUCAGCCUAUAAUCCAAAUAUUCAUAUACCUCCAAUGAAUCCAAGUCCAGGUAUGAUGUCUCAACAGAUUAAUCCAGGAUCUGGAACCCAAACAAUAAGUUCAUCAGUAACGACUAAUCAUCCUAUAAUGCAUAGUACUGUAUCGCCCAAAAGUGCUUCUGUAAACAUGGCUAUGGCCUCUUUGCAUGGAAACUCUCAUGUACAGCCUUUUUCCAGUCAGUCAGUUGCUGGUCAAAGGACUAUGAAUUCAGCUGUUGCUUCAAUGAGUCCAGUCAUGAUGACGCGUGCACCUGGUGCAGUCACACCAUUUAAUAGCACAAACAUUCACGUUAAAGCAAAUGCACCAAACACAAUUCAAUACUUACCAGCUAGGCCACAGAGCACAGCUCCUCCUCCCGCAAGACCUCCAAGUUUGGACUUCCUUCAGAGAUUUGCCACCCCUCUUACUAAUUUAGAUAAUAAAGUUCCCACACAUAAUCUUCAGUACUUUCCAAAUGGAAGCAAUAAUACUCAAAAUGUAAAUAAUAUGGCUGCUUCUUUACCUCCAACUCCACCAAGUGGUAUGGUACCAGGUCAGUCAAUUAUGGGUGGUCAAAGAGCAAUGAAUAUGGCAGUUGGAGCAAUGGGUAUGAGAAGUCCUGCACCAGGACCAAUUCCACAAGGUGUUAAUCAAAUGUAUCCCAGUAUUUUAAAGAUUGGAGGACGAGAAUCGCCCAUAUUUGGACGGCACGGUGGUCAACCAAGUGGUUUACCUGGAAACAUUAUAGGAAUUGGUUCUCAGGGCCCAGCAAUGUAUGGUAACAAACAGUUAUCACCAGCGGGCAUGCCACCAGAGGCUAGCCAACCAUUACCACCGUCAAUGGGACACUCUUUUAGUUACAAACAAUCACCGUUUUGUGGACCAACAACUGCUGAUCCUAACUAUGCAGUUCAAUUCCACAAUUUUCAACAACAGCUUUAUGCAACUAAUACUCGUGGAAGUUCACAAAACAGUAUGAGUACAGGACAGAACUUUUUUGGUCCCAAGUGACAUUGAAAUUUUAUAAAACAAAGCAAAAUGGCAUCAAGAAUUUGUUGUUAAAUGUUAAUGCCGGCAUAUUUGUUAGAAUGGAACUUGUCGAGAACUUUCCAGAAAUUUAAUUGCAAAAGCCUAUGUAUAUGAAGGAAAGAUAUUUUUAAGAGCUUGCAUCAGUUGUUCAUUGGCUUAAUGUCAGCAUCAUAGUAAAUAGAGUGGUCAUAGUGAAGCAAAGCUAAUAAAAUUGUAUAUAUAUAUAAACAUCUUGAAAACGGUGAAUCAAUUUUGUACAGACAUUGAUUGUAAAUAUAUAAAUAUAUAUAUACAGUAGUAAUCUACAGUGCUCAUAUAUCUUCAGUUGUUCAGUUGUUGAUGUAUACAUGGGUCUGUUUCUGUUGACCUGUGUGGAUGUAGUUUAGCUGUUUAUUGCUCAAUGCAACCGGAUAUUUUUGGUUGCUUAGAUAUCCCAAGACAACUGUAUCAUAAACAUUUUGGUGCAUUUGAUAUUGAAGA